AAAAUUUAGAAGCCUUUCAGAGGAUAUUCUGGAAGUUCUACCUGUAAAAUGUACAAUGGGACAGAAUUUGAAUUUAUCCUGUUGGGGUUCCCUGGAUUUCAAGACAAGGAGUCUAAAUCAAUCCUCACUGCAUUCUUCUUUUCUGCAUAUAUUUUGAUUUUACUUGAAAACUUUUUUAUUGUUAUUGUAAUUGUCGCAGACGAAAACCUUCAUAAACCCAUGUAUGUCUUUAUCUGCAAUUUAGCUCUUGUAGAUGUGUUAAUUACUACGAUUGUCAUUCCAAAAACGCUAGCAAAUUUAAUGUUUAAUCUGAACACAAUUUCAUUUUCUGCUUGUUUUGUUCAGACUUUUGCCUUCUUACAUGGUACUACUGCCCAGCUACAUAUAUUGGCAGCCAUGUGUUAUGACCGUGUCAUAGCAGUUUGUAACCCGUUACAAUAUGUCACAGUUAUGAGCAACAAAUUAGUGAUCACACUGUUAGUACUUUGCUGGACAGUGGCAUUGGUGACUCCAUUAGUGCUCCUGUACUUUGCUCUUCAACUAUCUUUUUGUGGACCAAACAAAAUACCAAACUACUACUGUGGCCAUGCUGCACUAAUCAAAAUGUCUUGUACUGACUAUAGUAUCAAUAGUGUUUUAGGUUUGGUUUUCGGUCUUGGUCUCUUAAUUCUUCAUGCCAUUAUUUUCAUUAUUUCAUAUGGUAAAAUUAUAGUUACUGUUCUAAAAGUAAAAAGUGCAGAUGGGCACAUGAAGGCCUUUUCAACUUGUGGGGCUCAUCUUUUUGUGGUGAUUACGACGCUGCUUUCUGCUGGCUUUGUCUAUGUCACUUCUCGAGUACCGGCAUUCUCUUUGGAUGCUCGUCUCAUGGUUGCUACUGUUCAAAACCUGCUUUGUCCAGUGAUAAAUCCCAUUAUUUACUCUUUGAUGACUAAAGAGAUUAUCGAAAGCAUAAAAAAAGUAAUUCAAAAAAAUAUCAUAAAACAUUUUCAAGAAUAAAAAGCGGAUUGAUUUCAUGUAUAUUAGCAUGUAAAUAUAUAUGUAAACAGCAAUUAAAAUGAUUACUAAAUGUUUUUU
Erpetoichthys calabaricus (reedfish) is the source of this 1074-nucleotide messenger RNA. Its product is annotated as olfactory receptor 13G1-like. The transcript is spliced from 2 exons. Bases 49 to 996 code for a protein of 315 amino acids. Lineage: Eukaryota; Metazoa; Chordata; Cladistia; Polypteriformes; Polypteridae. Gene Ontology annotation, cellular component: membrane. The record is from RefSeq and is a predicted model, not a curated record. Gene Ontology annotation, molecular function: olfactory receptor activity; G protein-coupled receptor activity. Gene Ontology annotation, biological process: G protein-coupled receptor signaling pathway.